UACAAUACAAUUCACAGCCAUAGCCUAGUAUAAUAAAGUAUUCUAUUGGCAAAACUAUCAAAACUUUGAAGUUACAACUUACAAUAUUCUAGUCUACGUGCAAAUUCUAACAAUACAGUAGUUCAAAGACCUAUUCAGUCUUUCUAUGCGAUACAACUACAUAUUGUAAUUAGAACAAAAUUGUCGUGUUCGUUAAAACGAUGAAAAUCGAAUCGGACUUUUUGCCAGAAAAACAAUGUAUUGUUAUCGAUAUUGGAACCAAGUACACAAAAUUUGGAUUUGCUACUGAACAUUCGCCUAGAUGUAUUAUACCUACUUGUUGUGAAAUAGAUGGUACAUCUAUUCCUGACAUAUAUAAAUGUAAAGAUGAACAAACACUUAUGUUAGCUUUAACAAACUUCAUACAUAUGUUAUUUUACAAAUAUGCGCUAGUGGCACCUAAAGAUAAAAAAGUAAUAAUUGUUGAGUCAUUAUUAUCACCAACAAUAUUUAAAGAAAUACUUGCUAAAGUAUUGUUUAUUACUUAUGAAGUUACAUCUCUAUGUUUUGUCCCAUCACAUUGUGCUUCUUUGUUUACACUUGGAAUUUCUACCGGUCUAGUACUUGAUGUAGGAUACAAAGAAGUUAUUCUUAUACCAGUAUGUGAAGGAGUACCUGUUCUACGUCUAUGGCAAGCAAUGCCAUUGGCAGGACAAGCGGUAGAAAAUCAUAUCAAAACUCGUAUUGAUGUAGGUCAAUUAUCUGAUGAAUCAAUUGACAGUAUUGCUGAAGAUAUUAAAGCUAGAUGCUGUUUUGUGACUACAUUAAAACGUAGCAAAAUUCUAGCCACAGGUCAAAGUGUUGACCCUAAAACUUCUGAUGUUGAAUAUCAUAUAAAUGGAGAAAGAUCCAUAACAAUAUCUGGAGAUGUUAGGGAAACAGUCCAUGAUGUGUUAUUUGAAGAAAACAUUGAUCAAAUGUCUAUCACUACUAUGAUACUUGAAACUAUAAUAAAUAGUAAUGUGGAUAUCCGAUUAAAGCUUGCAGAAAACAUUGUUCUUAUAGGUGGCACGGUGAUGGCUAAAGGUUUCAUGUCAAGAUUAAAAGAAGAACUUGUAGAAAAACUUAAGUGUUCCAAGUAUAACAAUUUAAAAAUCACAAAAUUCAAAUUUCAUGUAGCACCUGCUUAUGAAAAUUAUAUUGCGUGGCUUGGAGGAUCAAUAUUUGGAAGCACAAAUAAUUUGAACAUACUUUCACAAACAAGGGAAAAUUAUAUAAAUGAAAAUUAUGUUCCAGACUGGCCCACAACAUUCACCAGGCAAAAAACUGAAUAAAUCGUAAUAACCACACCUUUCUUUUUUAAUAAUCAACCUCACCAAUCGGCUACGAGUUUCAACAAGAUCUUUUUUUUAUUUAUUUUAUAAAACAAUUUGAUUUAACAAUGAACUAAUGAGACAACAUUGUUUAUAAAUAAUAAUUAGUACAUUUCUACAUAUUUUUUUGUAUAUUUAACAUUUUUGUGUAUUUUAGCUUCUGAGCCUUAGUAAUAAAAUAUAUUACUGUUAUUUAUUACUAA
Molecule: messenger RNA, 1555 nt
Organism: Metopolophium dirhodum (rose-grain aphid)
Lineage: Eukaryota; Metazoa; Arthropoda; Insecta; Hemiptera; Aphididae
Gene: Arp10
Product: actin-related protein 10
Exons: 8
Coding region: 201-1313 (370 amino acids)
Biological process (GO): retrograde axonal transport of mitochondrion
Source: RefSeq, a predicted model, not a curated record